Molecule: messenger RNA, 1500 nt
Organism: Ruditapes philippinarum (Manila clam)
Lineage: Eukaryota; Metazoa; Mollusca; Bivalvia; Venerida; Veneridae
Exons: 8
Coding region: 1-1500 (499 amino acids)
Molecular function (GO): signaling receptor activity
Source: RefSeq, a predicted model, not a curated record
AUGGGAAAGAUCUGUGCUGUGUGGAUUCCCUAUUUGCUGACAUAUGAGCAGAAAAGACUUCCAAUUUAUAUGGUUCCGUUUCCGAGCUCUGUGUCAUAUCAUUCGUAUCUUGGAAAUGUACAGUAUUUAGAUGGAAAUUCCAUAGUGACGUCACCGAAUUACCCCCUAACGACAAAUAUUGACUAUGAAAUAAAAUGGAUUGUGAGUGUUGAAACCCAACGGUUUGCCAAAAUUGUUUUCACUAAUGUAUCACUAUCAAAGGAUUGCGACGUGAUAGUAUCGGAAAACAUCCAAAGAAAUUCUGGAUUUUUCAUUGACCAUAGUUUCAAUAAUGAAAUAUUCGUAUUAGAAACAGACCAAAGCGUCGUGUCGUUUAACGCAAGGUGUAAUCAAACAUGGUUAACGAUGAAAUUUCGAGCAAUUGUUACUACUGAAGAAACUCCAGCUUGCCUUAGCCUUGGUAUCGUUCGUAAAAGAAACAGAUUAGAACGGUGCUCUAAAUCAAACAUGAUUCUUUCUACCCGUUCAUAUUUGAAUAUUGACCACACUUACGGUAAUGAGGAGUUCCAAAUAUGCGCGUACGGUCACCAAAGCAUUGAUAUCUCCUUCAUUGAUUUCUACAUGCCGUGUUAUAGUAGUGACAGGAUUUUCGAAUUUAAAUCACGAUUUGCUAUCAAAGAUGCUGACGGCGAACACGAGUUUUGCUCUGGAAUAUUACCACCGAAGACAUACAAAUCAAAAGGUUCAGAGAUUAAAUUGUUUUAUCGACGUCUUGAUUUUUCGGGAUACUUGAACUCGUUUGGCAAAAUAACAGAGCGAAUUGAAGGAUUUCGGAUACAGUAUAAAAUAAUUAAUCAUUCAUUUCAAAAGUAUACAACUGAGAUUUCAGGAUCUGAAUCAGAAUCAUCAGCUUGCUCAGGGCUUUUCAGAAAAUGCUAUACAGUUAUCUCUGAAGAGGUCUCAUGGGAUAUUGCAAACAGCAAAUGCCGUACGCGCAGUGAACAUCUUGUUACUAUUACAUCAAGAAAGGAAAUGAAAUACCUACAAUACUUACUACGAAAUGCGUUAUAUAACAUUAAUCAGCGACGUGGGAAAGAUAACAAACUUCAGGGAGCACAUAUUGGCUUAAGACGAUUUACGAACAAAAACAAGAAGACAAGUUUUAAUUGGGUGAACGGCAACAGUGUAACUUUCACUGCAUGGGAAAGCGGACAACCUUCAAUAGCAGAUUGUACCCUUACGUUAUUCGAGUAUUUCAACACCGAAUCACUAUGGAGGACUGAAGAUUGUUUGUAUAAUUUAGUCGAUUUUUUCGUAUGUGAGAAACCGUUUUUAGAGGACGGGAAUAACACGAGAGGUAUAUUUCAUAGCUUUUUUUCACAGUUGUUUUCGCGACAGGAACAAAUGAAUAUUGAUGAUGAUUUUCAGAUUUACAAUAUUUUUGUUAAUUCUAAGAAAUUUGAUAUAUUUGGUAGUUAUAACUUUUUAUCAUUGAUGUGA